AUGUAGCUUCUAAAAUAUGCAUGUUAUAAUAAUUUGGUAAUUCGAUUCAAAAUUUUCUAAUAAUCAAAAAAAGAUCUUGAAAUUUUGAACUUUUAAAGUAUUAUAGUUUUUAUAAUUAAUAUAGCAAGUACAUAAUAAAAUGAACAUGCUUUAGAAGAAGCUUUAUAAUAUUAUGAUCUAUUAAUUUAUAAAAAUCCUGAAGAUUACAGUGCUUUAGCAAAUAAAGGUAAAAUAUUUGUUAAUUUUAUAUAGCAAAUACACUAGAAAAGUUAAAACGUUUUGAAGAAGCUUUAUAGUAUUAUGAUUAUGCUAUUUAAAAAAAUAAAGGAGAAGCUGAUAUAUAUAACAAUAAAGGUAAAAUUGAUUUAUCGUACAAUAUAGGAAAUACAUUAUCUAUCCUUAAUAGAUUUGAAGAAGCUUUACAAUAUUAUAAUUCAGCCAUUUAACUUAACCCUUAUAAAUUUGAUUACUACUUGAACAAAGGUUUGGAAAAUUAAAUAAAUUAGCAAAUACAUUAGAUGACUUAAAUCGAUUUGAAGAAGCGUUAUAAUAUUAUGAUUAUGCAAUUUCAAUAAAUCCUGAAGAUUAUAGGGCUUUAGCAAAUAAAGGUAUAAUUAAAAAGUAAAAAGUAUAGCAAGUACACUAAAAGGGUUAAAUCGUUUUAAGGAAGCUUUAGAAUAUUUUGAUUAUGCUUGUGAAAAAAAUCCUAAAGAUGCAGAUAUAUAUAAUAAUAAAGGUAAAAUAAAUUUAAUAAUAAAAUAUAGCAAACACAUUAAAAAACUUAAAUAGAUUUGAAGAAGCGUUACAAUAUUAUGAUUCUGCAAUUCAGCUAAACCCAAAUAAAGUUAAUUUUUACUUUAACAAAGGUUAAAGAUAUAUUAAAUUAAUAGCAAAUACAUUAAAAUUGUUAAACCGAUUUGGAGAAGCUUUAUAAUAUUAUGAUUGUGCAAUUUAAAAAAAUCCUGACGAUGCUGAUAUUUAUAAUAAUAAAGGUAAAAGGGAAUUAAAAAUACAAUGUAGGAAAUACAUUUUCUGAUCUAAAUCGAUUUGAAGAAGCUUUAUAAUAAUAUGAUUUGGCAAUUUAAAAAAAUCCUGAAGAUUACAGAGCUUUUGCAAAUAAAGGUAAAUUGAUUUUAUAUUGAAAUUUAGCGAAUACAUUAGCCAACUUAAAUCGAUUUGAAGAGGCUUUAUAAUAUUAUGAUUAUGCAAUUUAAAAAAAUCCUGAAGAUAUUGUUAAUUACAAUAAUAAAGGUAAAAUGGUUUUAAUAAUAAAUUAUAGCAAGCACAUUAGUUGGUUUGAACCGAUAUGAAGAAGCUUUAUAAUUUUAUGAUUAUGCAAUUUAAAUAAAUCAUCAAGAUGUUGAUAUAUAUUUUAAUAAAGGUAGAUGUGAUUUAAUAGUAAAAUUUAGCUCGUACUUUAUAAAAGUUAAAUCGUUUUGAAGAAUCUUUAUAGUGCUACGAUUAUGCAAUUUAAUAAAAUCCUCAAGAUUCUGAUUUAUAUAUUAAUAAAGGUAAAACUGAUUUAAAAAUAAUUUAGCAAAUACAUUAGCUAGUUUGAAGCGAUAUGAAGAAGCUUUAGAAUGUUAUGAUAAUGCAAUUUAAAAAAAUCCUGAAGAUUAUAAAGCUUUUGGAAACAAGGGUAAAAUUUAUUUGAACAAUAAUAAAGCAAAUAUAUUAAGAGACCUAAAUCGAUUUGAAGAAGCGUUAGAAUAUUAUGAUUAUGCAAUAGAAAGAAAUCCUGAAAAUUCUGAUAUAUUUAUUAAUAAAGGUAUAUUUAAUUUAAUAAUAGAAUGCAGCAAUUACAUUAACCCACCUAAAUCGAAUUCAAGAAGCUUUAUAAUAAUAUGAUAACGCAAUUUAAAUAAAUCCUGAAAAUUAUAUAGCUUUAGAAAGGAAAGGUAAAAUUAAUUUAAUAAUAAAUAAAAGCGCGUGCAUUAUAAAAGUUAAAUCGAUUUGAAGAAGCAUUAGAAUAUUAAGAUUAUGCAAUAUAAAGAAAUCCUGAAAAUGCUGAUAUAUUUAUUAAUAAAGGUAAAUUUGUAUUUAAAAUAAAAUUUAGGAAAUACAUUUUUUGAUCUAAAUCGAUUUGAAGAAGCUUUAUAAUAAUAUGAUUUGGCAAUUUAAAGAAAUCCUGAAGAUUAUAGAGCUUUUGCAAAUAAAGGUAAAUUGAUUAUAUAUUAAAAUUUAGCAAAUACAUUAAGUGAAUUAAAUCGAUUUGAGGAAGCUUUAUAAUAUUGUGAUUAUGCAAUAACAAAAAAUCCUUAAGAUGCUCAUAUAUAUAUUAAUAAAGGUAAAAUAGUGUAAAAUCUAAAUUAUAGCAAAUACUUUAAAAAAGUUAAAUCGAUUUGAAGAAGCCUUAUAAUAUUAUGAUUUUGCUAUAUAAAAUGAUCCAGAAGAUUUUCAAGCUUUUGUAAAUAAAGGUUAAAUAAAAUUUGAUUAAUAAAUUUUAGCAUUUACAUUAUAAUGUUUAAAUCGAUUUGAAGAAGCUUUAGAAAAUUAUGAUUAUGCAAUAUAAAGAAAUCCUGACAAUGCUGAUCUAUAUAUUCGUAAAGGUAAAAUGCAUUUAAUAAUAAAUUAUAGCAAAUACAUUAGCUGACUUUAAUCGAUUUGAAGAAGCUUUAUAAUUUUGUGAUUAAGCAAUAAAUAAAAAUCCUGAAGAAGCUGAUUUGUAUUAUAAUAAAGGUAAUAUGGGUUUAAUUACAACAAACAGCAAAUACAUUAUCAGACAUCAAUCGAUUUGAAGAAGCUUUAUAUUACUAUGAUUGCGCCAUUCAAAUAAAUCCAAAUAAAUUUUAAUUUUACUUUAAUAAAGGCAAAACAUUAUUUAAAUAAAUAGCAAAUAUAUUCAAAAAGCUACAUCGUUUUGAAGAAGCCUUAGAAUAUUAUAAUUAUUCCAUUGAAAAAUAUCCUGAAGAUGCUGAUUUAUACAAUAAUAAAGGUUUAUUUAAUUUAAUAAUAAAAUGCAGCAAAUACAUUAGCGUCCCUAAAUCGAUUUUAAGAGGCAUUAUAAUAUUAUGAUUUGGCAAUUUAAAAAAAUCCUGAAGAUUAUAAAGCUUUUGCAAAUAAAGGUAAAAUUGAUUUAAAAAAAAUAAUGUAGCAAAUACAUUAAGAGACUUAAAUAGAUUUGAAGAAGCUUUAGAAUAUUAUGAUUAUGCAAUAUAAAGAAAUCCUUAAGAUAUUGAUAUAUGUAUUAAUAAAGGUAAAUCGAUUUAGUAAUAAAUUUUAGCUAAUUCAUUAAAAAGUUUAAAUCGAUUAGAAGAAGCAUUAGUAAUUUUGGGUUUAGCAUUAUAACAACAUCCUGAUUUAUAUAACAAUUAAAUAAUGAGGUAGUUCUUAAAUGAAAAUUCAAAAUAUGUAUCGUUUAGAAGCAAUUAGGAAUGA
This is a messenger RNA of Paramecium sonneborni, 3378 nucleotides long. Lineage: Eukaryota; Ciliophora; Oligohymenophorea; Peniculida; Parameciidae. The record is from the annotation of a GenBank genome assembly.